Messenger RNA from Trypanosoma cruzi, 543 nucleotides. RefSeq lists its product as uncharacterized. The transcript has a single exon. The record is from RefSeq and is a predicted model, not a curated record. Lineage: Eukaryota; Euglenozoa; Kinetoplastea; Trypanosomatida; Trypanosomatidae. The annotation marks the transcript as partial.
AUGAAGGACGAAUACGACGCGCCCUUGCUUUCACGUGGGGAGUUUGAGGCCAUCAAGCAUGACCCACUGCUCAUACUUGAGCGGGGCACAAAGGCUAUCAUGUCUCUUCGACAGGACGAGGCCGCAUUGAGGGCAGAACGUGAAACUAUCCAGUUGCACCUGCAGGAUGCCGACAAGGAUGGGGGUUUCGACAGCCAACGGUACAGGGAGAUCAUGAAUGCGACGGCUGAACUGGAACGGGAUCACCGCAUGUUGUCAGUACGGUGCACCGACACAGAGUUGAGCAACAAACGGUUGGCGAAGGUUGUCGACGAGCUGCGGCAGGAAAAGGAGGCGUUACGAGAGGAAUUGCAGACGCUGAAGCUUACCCAAGACUCUCUUGCGAAGCAACAUGCCGACACUGUUAACCAAAUGGCAGUUUUUGAGAAGGCUGCCCCAGAUGAUGCGGCAAAGAUGAAGGGGCUGCAGGAUGCCAUUACGAAAAAAAUUGAAUCUCUAGACCUCCUCACGAAAGAAAUUGUGAGCGUUACCAACAAAUCGGCG